CUGCCAACCUGGCUUCUGUGCGUGCUGUUGGUCAUCGUACUGAGUCUGACAGGCACGCGGACUCUGCAGAAAGCCAUCAGCGCUCGCCGAAAAGAGCGCUGGCAGUGCUGCGUUUCACCCGAAGCUACAGCUCUUCUGGGGAUCGACUCGUCCGAGAAAGUUUCUUCGACACCCGAGAAGAAACCGCAAGCGGACGUACCAUGGCGGAAGCUUGCCACACUUUCAAGUCUCUUCGUCGUCAUCGCUGGUAUGAGAAUCCUCCGCGGAGGAAAGGACUUUGACAGUCCCCUAGGCAUUGACUCGUCGUCAGCGCUGUACCCGAUGCUCCAGCAAACUCCCGGAUACGAGCUCGAAGCGCACGAAAUCAAGUGGACACCAUUGUCUAUUCGGUUCUUCCCCUUUUUCUCACUUGCGGCUGGAGCGGUCUCUGGUAUGUUUGGUAUCGGAGGAGGCAUCAUUAACGGGCCGCUGCUGCUCGAGGUGGGCAUCGAUGCCUCGGCCGCUUCGGCCAUGACCGCAACAACCGUGCUCUUUUCCAGCGGGAUGUCGGCUUUCAAUUACACGGUAAUGGGGAAGACGGACAUCCAUCUAGCGCAGGUUCUGCUGCCCAUGGGCUUCCUCAUGACCUACAUCGGCCAGCUGUGUCUGCUCAAGGUCGUGCGCCGCUUUCAAUGCCCCAGCCUAAUUAUCUUCUCGAUGGCCGUCAUUGUGCUCAUCAGUGCUAUCGCCAUGAGUAUCGAGAGUGUCCGUGCCGUGCUAGCCUGA
Molecule: messenger RNA, 765 nt
Organism: Phytophthora sojae
Lineage: Eukaryota; Oomycota; Peronosporomycetes; Peronosporales; Peronosporaceae
Exons: 4
Biological process (GO): protein ubiquitination
Cellular component (GO): Cul4A-RING E3 ubiquitin ligase complex; membrane
Source: RefSeq, a predicted model, not a curated record